Lodderomyces beijingensis is the source of this 1146-nucleotide messenger RNA. NCBI's taxonomy places the organism in Eukaryota, Fungi, Ascomycota, Pichiomycetes, Serinales, Debaryomycetaceae. The record is from the annotation of a GenBank genome assembly.
AUGGAUCAGCUAGUAGCCACGGCGAAUCCACUUGCAGAUUUCGAGGAAGCCUUGAGAGUGAUUAAAGUCGAUGAAAAUCACUAUGUGGGCGCACAUCCGUUGCGUUUGCCGGUUCCUGGGUCUAGAGGCGUUUAUGGCGGACACAUGAUUGCCCAGUCGCUUCUAGUUGGCAUUGAAUCGACACGAUCGCCCUCAGAUGCCGACAAAGUCAUGAUCCCCGACUCGUACCACUCGUUUUUCAUCAACGCGGGCAACGCCAGAGUGCCCAUGGAGUACACCGUGACCAAGUUGUAUGACGACGAAUUUGUCAGCAGGAGAUACAUCUUGGUGUCGCAGCGGGGCAAGAACCGGCUUACGUGCUUGAUCACGUUGAGGAAAACGGGCACCAAGAGCAUCCAUUCCUACGACGAGUCCAUGCCUCCGCCUCCAUUGCAAUCGAAAUACCCCGACCGCAACAAGUUGCACCAGGUGCAACACACCGACUUUGUGAGAAAUGCAUUUGGAGAAGAGUUUUUGAAUUACAAACUAUGUCCCGAGGAGAAAAACUUGCCCUUUGCCGACCGAUGGGUCACGGUGUUCUCGGGGUUGGUGAAUGAGCCGGAACCUGGCACCCAGCGAGAAACAGUGACUGAGAUGUACCCCGAUGCCCUCGGUGAAGUGCACGAGAUUAAAAAAUUGAUCCUACGGCCCAAGAACUCGAGGUCGGUCAAGGAUCCUAUAUACAACUAUGUGGGCUUGGCCGACAUUUCAGACUCUGCCUUCAUAACCACAAUUGUGCGUGUUUUGCAUUUGCCAUGGGCACCGUCGCUAGAACGAGACGAGACCUACGACGCUGCUUCCGACGCCACCUACAUCACAAGAGCUAACCUUAAUGCGAUGCAUAUCUUCCACUACAAUGCAAUGUCCUUGGAUCACCACAUAUAUUUCCACAACAAUGAAUACGAGCCCACCGACGGGUCCGCUUUCGACAUUUGCAAAGACUGGUUGGCGUUUACCUAUCAAAUGAAACGUUUGAGCAACAACAGGUUAGUAGCUCGUGGGUUCAUGUACAACGAAAACAAGAAAUGCGUAGCAACGAUUAUCCAGGAAGGAUUGACUAUUUUGAGAGCAGGGGUAGCCACCACCGCCAACCAGGCACAUCUAUAA